AUGUCACGCUGCAUCGUCGUCGUUGCCAUGGUUACAGAGGAGGACGACGCGCGGCUGGUCGGACCGAACGCGCCGCAGAUUCUCCGCAGCCUCCCGCCGCGAACGGGGCUUCGCGCUCCGCCGAUGGAAGCCUACAUCCGCGACGUCAUCGUCGACCUUCUCAACGCCCUCGUCGUCAAGGUCGAGCGGCCGCAGCCUGAAGCAGCUUCGAAGGAGCAGGAGAAGAAGAAAGACAGCUCCAGCAAGUUUGUCAUUGCGUCGGCUCCCUCCAGGGUGCAGCACCAGCAGGCGGUGCCCGGCGUUUUCAGCGUCUCUACGGAGGAAGAUGACACGCAGGAGACGCCCGCAGCUCCGGGAAGGAGAAGGCUCGCGGCGGGAAGGACGGCGCGGCGGCGCGCCGCGCCUGCCAAGGCCGAGGACGCCGCGAAGAAGACGCGCCCGCUGCUUCGAAGUCGCCAUCUGCCGCAUGCUGGUGAGCUUGUUUAA
Molecule: messenger RNA, 486 nt
Organism: Priapulus caudatus
Lineage: Eukaryota; Metazoa; Priapulida; Priapulimorpha; Priapulimorphida; Priapulidae
Exons: 3
Coding region: 1-486 (161 amino acids)
Source: RefSeq, a predicted model, not a curated record